This is a messenger RNA of Meloidogyne enterolobii, 318 nucleotides long. NCBI's taxonomy places the organism in Eukaryota, Metazoa, Nematoda, Chromadorea, Rhabditida, Meloidogynidae. The record is from the annotation of a GenBank genome assembly.
AUGACAACUCCAAUCAACAUUUAUAUUAUUCUCUUUUCAACUUUUUUAUUAUUUCAACUAAUCAACGGCAAUCAAAAGAAAUGUACUUCUGGAAUCGGAGGUAAAUGCGAUUACGACAACGAUUGUUGUGGUGAUAGAAAUAUAAGAUGUGUUGGCGCCUGGGAACCUACAAAAAAGAAAGGAAAAUGCCAAAAAACUUGUGAUAAAGAUGGGAUAACUUGCAACCCUACUCCUAAAAAUAAAGAUGGUAAUUGCUGCCACUAUUGUGAUAGUAAAAUAACCAAUAAAUGUUCGUCCAAAGAUACUUCUGAUUAAUUU